CGUGGGCACGCAGCAGUGGACCAUCAUGGACACACACAGCAACAAGACGAGCUACAAGCUGACGGUGCUGAAACCCGACACCACCUACCACGUCAAGGUGCUCACGCAGUGUCUCAGCAAGCUGCACAAGAGCAACGAGAUGAUCACCGUCAGGACUCCGGAGGGCUUGCCCGACCCUCCCAGGAACCUGCAGCUGUCUUGUGAUAACGGCGAGGACGGGACGGUGGAAGUGUCCUGGAGCCCUCCUGACAAAGGACACGGCCUCAUCAGAGAGUACAUUGUGAGUUUUCAUCUGGAUAAUAAUUAUACAUUUUAUUUAUAGACGCACUCAAAGACGCUUAACACAAACAAGAACAAGGUCAAUUAAAAUCAAUAAAACCGUGCAGAAUAAAUGAAAUCACAAUCAGUAAAAGCACGACA
Messenger RNA from Plectropomus leopardus (leopard coralgrouper), 420 nucleotides. NCBI's taxonomy places the organism in Eukaryota, Metazoa, Chordata, Actinopteri, Perciformes, Serranidae. The record is from RefSeq and is a predicted model, not a curated record.